Molecule: messenger RNA, 978 nt
Organism: Eruca vesicaria subsp. sativa (arugula)
Lineage: Eukaryota; Viridiplantae; Streptophyta; Magnoliopsida; Brassicales; Brassicaceae
Source: the annotation of a GenBank genome assembly
AUGAAGCUCCUUCUUCAUCUCUCUAUCUUCUUCACCAUACUCUUCAUCUCUCUCCCAUCUUCUCACAGCUCCUCCUCAAAUGACAAGAAUGCCCUCCUUGAAAUCAAGAAAGCCUUGAACAAUCCUCCACUCCUUUCCUCCUGGAACCCCCAAACCGACUUCUGCACCAGCUGGACCGGAGUCGAGUGCACCAACGGCCGUGUCACCGCCCUCACCAUCUCCUCCGGCGAAAUAUCCGGCCAGAUCCCUGUCCAGAUCGGUGACCUUGAUGGCCUCCGUACGCUUGAUUUCAGUUACCUGACUCAUCUCACUGGAAACAUUCCACACACCAUCACCAAACUCAAGAACCUUGACCUUCUCCGGUUAAAGCAAACCAAUCUCUCCGGUUCAAUUCCUGAUUACAUCAGCGAACUCAAGAGCGUUACGUUUUUAGACCUUUCGUUUAACCAGUUUACCGGUCCAAUUCCCGGUUCGAUUUCUCAGAUGCCGAAGCUAGAAGCCCUUCAGAUCAAUGACAAUAAGUUAACCGGUUCUAUACCGAACUCUUUCGGUUCUUUUGUUGGCAACGUUCCUAAUCUCUACUUGUUUAACAACAAGCUCUCAGGAAAAGUUCCAGAAUCAUUGUCAAAGUACGACUUUAACGCAGUGGAUCUGUCGGGAAACGGUUUCACAGGAGAUGGUUCGAUGUUUUUCGGACGGAACAAAACAACAAUACGAGUGAACCUAUCGAGAAACAUGUUUGAGUUUGAUCUCUCCAAGGUUAAGUUCGCUAGGAGCAUAGUGUCGUUGGAUCUAAGCCAUAACAAAAUCUUUGGGAAGUUUCCUAGGGAGCUGAGUAAGCUACGUCUCGAGUUUUUCAACGUUAGUUACAAUCAUCUCUGCGGAAAAAUCCCAAGUGGUGGUCUCCUUCAGACAUUUGAACCAUCUGCGUUCUCCCACAACCUCUGUCUUUGUGGGACCCCACUUAAGGCUUGUUGA